AACUGUAGGUGUUAUCAUUGCUCUACAAAUGAUUGGCGGAUUUUAUUAUUAUUCACACUAACAAAAUGAAUCCGCGUCAUAUCUUUGAAGGUGUUCCAAACUUGGUUCUGUCUGCCGAUCUGCAUGUAAAACAUUUCGGGUCCGGACAAGCUUUGCUAAAAUUCUGUGGGCAGUGUCAUAUUACAACGCGGUACCUCCUGGAGUAUAUAGCUACGCGUUCGUGUUGCUGAUCUGUCACUGACUUGAGGUAAAGCACACGUUAACACACGGACUUAACUUUCUUUUCGUGUAAAAUGGAAAUGCAUGCCAAGAUGUCAAAAUCCAAAACUGCUUCUGUGUUCCGUAACAUCAAGUUCUUUGUUCUGUGCCAUGGUCUACUGCAGCUGACCCAGCUCCUCUACAGUUCAUACCUCAAGAGCACCAUCAGCACCAUCGAGAGACGCUUUGGACUCAGCAGUUCCUCCUCGGGCCUCAUUUCCUCCCUGCAUGAGGUUGGGAACACGGUUCUGAUCGUAUUCGUGAGCUACUUUGGGAGCAGGGUCCACCGGCCACGCCUCAUCGGGCUGGGAGGUCUGCUCAUGUCUGUCAGCGCCAUCAUCCUGGCCCUACCUCACUUCCUGUCGCAGCCCUAUGUCAACUACUCCGUCUUAUUGGACAAGCAUGACGUGUGCGACCUCCAAGGGAACUCCUCCGCUCCAGAGAGCUGCGGGGAGGAGAGCUCCCGCCAGCUCGCCGACAAGAGCAACCUGUGGCUGCUGAUGGCCAUCGCCCAGCUGCUGUUUGGGGUGGGCACUGUGCCCAUCCAGCCUUUCGGCAUCUCCUACGUGGAUGACUUUGCGGAGCCCGGAAACUCUCCUCUUUAUAUUGCCAUCCUCUUCUCGGUCUCUGUGUUUGGGCCCGCCUUCGGAUAUCUGUUGGGAUCUGUGAUGCUCCAGAUCCAUGUGGAUGUGGGCAGAAUAAGCCCAGCCAGUGUUCAGGAGCUGACACCCACCGAUCCACGCUGGGUCGGGGCCUGGUGGAUGGGUCUCCUGGUCUCUUCUGGCUGUCUGGCCCUGACCUCCAUCCCCUACUUGUUCUUCCCCAGGGAAAUGCGACUGGAGUUGCAUGAUAUAGGAGCUGAAGCCGACACUUUGAAAGGAGACCUAAAGAAGCCCGAGAUAUCUUUGUUUGGCUUUCUUAAGAUGUUCCCCCGGCUCUUUGUAAGGCUGUUGCUAAGUCCACUCUUCUUGCUGCUGGUUCUGGCCCAGUGUUGUUUCUCCGCUGUGAUUGCUGGCUUGUCCACCUUCCUUCCAAAGUUCCUGGAGCGACAGUUCAGCACCACAGCUGCCUACGCAAGCCUGCUCAUUGGGGCCAUCAACCUGCCAGCGGCUGCCAUGGGCAUGCUCGUAGGUGGGGUGAUCAUGAAGAGGACCAAGUUCUCCCUGAAGGCCAUCCCCAGGUUCUGUGUGGCUGUGCUGUUUGUUUCCAUCCUGCUGUUCAUCCCUCUCUUCUUCAUGGGCUGCUCCACACAGAAGGUUGCCGGGGUCAAUGUCCCCUACAGAUCCCAGUCCACAUGCAACUCCAACUGCUCCUGUCCUCAGAGUGCCUUCAACCCGGUAUGUGGUUCAGACAACAUAGAGUACAUCUCACCGUGCCAUGCUGGCUGCACCAACUUCUCCAAGGACCCUCAGACACCAAACAGGAUCCAGUUCUACACCAACUGCAGCUGUAUCCUGGACUCGGACAUCGCGGGAAGCGCACAGCCUGGCUCGUGUGCAAACAGCUGCCCACACUUUCUCUUGCCAGUCAUGUUCAUCGUCUCCCUCUCUGGGUUCAUUGCCAGUCUGUCCCACAACCCCAUCUACAUGAUGGUUCUAAGAACUGUCCCUCAGGAAGAAAAGUCUUUUGCUAUUGGAGUUCAGUUUUUGCUCAUGAGGAUGCUGGCAUGGUUACCGGCCCCUGCCAUAUUUGGGACAGCCAUCGACUCCACAUGCGUUUGGUGGAAGCAAGUCUGUAGCAGGCUGGGAUCCUGCGGCUACUACGACAACAACCUCCUUCGAAACAGGUACCUUGGCCUCCAGAUGGGCUGCAAAAUCAUGGGCAUCUCCCUCUUGGCCUUGGUAGGCUGGAAAGUACAGCGAACCAAAGAAUACUACGUGGAGAAGAAACCAGAGGGCCCAGUCUGAAGUAUCUCCUCCAGCAGCUCCUCAGACUCACCCCCCCCGUGACUUCCUGGUUUGAAGCGACGGUUUUUGCCGUGCGUUCUGGCUCCUUCCAAAAACCUGUCCAGCUUCAGGAGAGAUGGAAAGGCCCCUCCCUGUGGAACUGGCUAUCACAUGAACGCUCAAGUCUAGAGAGCCUCAAAAGUGAGGCAUCCCACUGAGUCCAGUGUCAUAAACUCUGCCCCCUGCCAGCCUCCAUACAAACAGGCUUUUCACAAAAUGGUUGAAGAACUGAAAAUGUCUUGCACUGAGGGUCAUUCAUUAUUCUGCUCAUUUGGUCCUUUUCAUUUCUUCACUGCUGGCCAUCCUGAUGCUCAGAUGCUACAACCUGCAGUUUUUUACUGGCAAAAUAUGAACUUUUUUUUUUUAACCUCAGAGCAACUUCCAGAUCCCAUGGGCUGAGUAAAAAUGCCUCACUACAAAGCAGUCCAGUUUCUGGCUGUAAGCUACUUACACACAUAGCUGGUGUACUUGAUGCAGAAUUUCCUAUUUUGCAUAGUUAAACCUGUGGAUUAGGGUAAAUACAUAUACCCAGGGAAAACGUUUCACACACAGUAUGUAAACCUUGCAAGAGCUGUAUUUAAUAACUUGCAUAAUGUGUGCAGUGUAUUACAAGGAUUGGUAUAUAUAAAAAUAUAUUGUUUAUGAAAUGGUUAAUAUUCAUUAAAAACUAGACUGUAAGCCAAUACAGUGCCAAUUUGAAUGAUUAAUUAAAAUAAGUUCGGUAAAAUAAGUAAAAUAAUAUAAUAAUCUGUUCAGGAUCACAUAUUUAGAAUGUGUUUAUACUGUAUGUUCAAAGCUGAAACAAUGAAUGGAAUUGUGAGAUGUACUGUAGUUGAGACAGUGAAUGGAAUUGCUACAUGUAUACUGUAUUAGAGAGCUAUUGACAUGGAAAUGGUCCACUUUUUCUUGUUAUGAAAGUCAAUGUUCAUUUUAAUCAAGCUCAAUAUUUACAUUUACAAAGGAUUUUAUUUUUUAAAAUGACUGUUACACAAAGAAGUGGUUAACAUAUAAUAUUUAAGAUAUUUUGUAUGUAAAUAUUUAUAUUUUUUGUAAACCAAUAACAAUGUAACAUCCA
Messenger RNA from Conger conger (European conger), 3279 nucleotides. RefSeq names its product solute carrier organic anion transporter family member 2A1-like. Lineage: Eukaryota; Metazoa; Chordata; Actinopteri; Anguilliformes; Congridae. Gene Ontology annotation, molecular function: prostaglandin transmembrane transporter activity; protein binding. The record is from RefSeq and is a predicted model, not a curated record. Gene Ontology annotation, cellular component: membrane. Gene Ontology annotation, biological process: sodium-independent organic anion transport; prostaglandin transport; transmembrane transport. The coding region runs from base 294 to 2165 and encodes 623 amino acids. The transcript is spliced from 14 exons.